Messenger RNA from Scatophagus argus, 2397 nucleotides. RefSeq names its product probable histone deacetylase 1-B. The transcript has 12 exons. Bases 118 to 1566 code for a protein of 482 amino acids. The record is from RefSeq and is a predicted model, not a curated record. NCBI's taxonomy places the organism in Eukaryota, Metazoa, Chordata, Actinopteri, Scatophagidae. Gene Ontology annotation, molecular function: histone deacetylase activity.
ACUGGCGCAUCCCAGUCGGGCGGUUGAGCAUCUGUGAUUGGUUGACAUGAGCUCAACGGGAGUUCCUUGGUGCAAGAGAGGAACCGGUGGGCACGAAACAGGAGUAAUUGGUGUAAAAUGGCGCUGUCUCAAGGAACAAAGAAAAAAGUUUGCUAUUAUUAUGACGGGGAUGUGGGGAACUACUACUACGGCCAGGGCCAUCCCAUGAAACCCCACAGGAUCCGCAUGACACACAACCUCCUUCUCAACUAUGGACUCUAUAGGAAAAUGGAGAUCUAUAGGCCACACAAAGCCAGCGGUGAAGAGAUGACAAAAUACCACAGUGACGACUACAUUAAGUUCCUGAGGUCCAUCCGACCAGACAACAUGUCUGAGUAUAGCAAACAGAUGCAGAGAUUCAAUGUCGGAGAGGACUGUCCCGUGUUCGAUGGCCUGUUUGAGUUUUGCCAACUCUCAACAGGUGGAUCUGUUGCUGGGGCAUUAAAGCUGAACAAGCAGCAGACAGACAUCGCCAUCAACUGGGCCGGCGGACUCCACCACGCCAAGAAGUCUGAGGCAUCAGGUUUCUGCUACGUCAACGACAUCGUCCUGGCCAUCCUCGAGCUGCUCAAGUACCACCAGAGGGUGUUGUACAUUGACAUUGACAUCCAUCACGGUGAUGGAGUGGAGGAGGCCUUCUACACCACAGACAGAGUCAUGACUGUCUCUUUCCACAAGUAUGGGGAAUACUUCCCCGGCACUGGAGACCUGAGGGACAUUGGAGCAGGAAAGGGCAAGUACUAUGCAGUAAACUACCCUCUUCGAGACGGUAUUGAUGAUGAGUCCUACGAAGCCAUCUUCAAACCUAUCAUGGCUAAAGUCAUGGAGAUGUACCAGCCAAGUGCUGUUGUACUCCAGUGUGGAGCUGAUUCUCUCUCUGGGGACAGACUGGGCUGCUUCAACCUCACCAUCAAAGGUCACGCCAAAUGUGUUGAGUACAUCAAAAGUUUCAACUUGCCCCUGCUGAUGCUGGGUGGUGGAGGCUACACCAUUCGCAACGUGGCCCGUUGCUGGACCUAUGAAACUGCCGUGGCCUUGGACUGCUCAAUCCCUAACGAGCUUCCCUAUAAUGAUUACUUUGAGUACUUUGGGCCCGACUUCAAGCUGCACAUCAGCCCGUCCAAUAUGACCAACCAGAACACCAACGAAUACCUGGAGAAGAUCAAGCAGCGUCUGUUUGAAAACCUCCGUAUGCUGCCUCAUGCACCCGGCGUCCAAAUGCAGGCGAUCCCAGAGGACGCUCCCCACCCGGACAGCGGAGACGAGGAUGAGGAGGACCCCGAUAAACGCAUCUCUAUCCGAGCCCACGACAAAAGGAUAGCCUGUGACGAGGAGUUUUCUGACUCUGAGGAUGAGGCGGAGGGGCAGGGAGGAGGCCGCAGGAAUGCAGCCAACCACAAGAAGGCAAAACGAGUGAAGAAGGAGGAAGAGAAGGAAGGAGAGGAAAAGAAAGAAGUGAAAGAAGAGGAGAAGGAGGAGGAGAAGAUGGACACAUCUGGACCAAAAGAAGAAGUGAAGGCAACCUGAAGUCUGGCAGGGGAGAAAUGAAAGGUCCACCUGUUCUCAAGCCCCUCCAAUUCCUGUAAUUCUCCUGCUGCAAAAGAUAGGACCUUUUUUGUAUUCCUAUUUCAUCAUGUGUUCUUAUGAGCAAACCUGGCUUACACUGUAUUAUUAUUUUUUUAUUUGCAUUCAUUUCCAAGCACAUUGAGGCACCAGUUGAGUGGGUGUUGCACAGACACAGCUGCGUAUGCGAUCAUAAAUUUAGCACAAAUGUCUGAUUGAGAAUCUGCCCGUUUCUGCACUAUGUGUUGAGUGUAAAACCCACCCAACUGGACCUGCAUGUAGUAUAAAACAAACACCAUGAAUCCUCUCAGCUGUUGUGUGAACCAGGUCUGCUUUAAUGUGAAGAAAACCACCCCACUUGUUACUGUUCCUAUCACGGCACUUCAAAUUCAAACAAGUUUGUGGGGCUCGCGCCAAAAUCUCUGCAGAGACGUAGAAGAAGUUGAAAUUUAGCGCUGACAUGUAAAAAGGCUUUUCUAUUUAUGAUACUGUUAGAAUAACCAGCAUUUGGCAAACUGUUGUUUGGCUUGCUGUGUUAAUUUAUCAGUGAAUGCAUGUUUAGAAUGAUCUCGCCUUUAGCAUGUACAUAUCACAGUCCCUGAUCUCUGUUCAGUAAGUUAUUUUAAAUACAUGUGUCCCUUUAGCCCGUGUUUAUGCUGUUAUAUUCUUCCUGCAUCGUUUGUAUGUUGAAGUAUGAAUGAGUGUGAACCUUUCCAGAGGCUUAUGUUGGGAAGUGAGCGACUUGUUUUAGAUUUUUUGUACCAUUAUACAUUAAAGUAGAGUGGGCUACUAAAA